This is a messenger RNA of Malus domestica (apple), 778 nucleotides long. Its product is annotated as copper transporter 5.1. Gene Ontology annotation, molecular function: copper ion transmembrane transporter activity. The record is from RefSeq and is a predicted model, not a curated record. Gene Ontology annotation, biological process: copper ion transmembrane transport. NCBI's taxonomy places the organism in Eukaryota, Viridiplantae, Streptophyta, Magnoliopsida, Rosales, Rosaceae. Gene Ontology annotation, cellular component: plasma membrane.
GAUCGAAAUUUCCAUCCAAUAAUUUUUGUUUUUGUAAAUUUCUUACCCAUACGCCUCUCGCAAGUUUUCUUCUCCAAAAUCCCCUUAAAAUUCUGCUGCUCCUACUUUCUCUCUCUUAACUCUCUCGCUUUCUCUCUCUAGAAAUCGCAGAAGAUGAUGCACAUGACCUUCUACUGGAGCCGGCAGGUCACGCUCCUCUUUGACUCGUGGAAAACCAACACGUGGACGAGCUACUCCCUCACGCUGCUCGCCUGCCUCAUCGUCCCGGCCUUCUACCAGUACCUCGAGAAUCUGCGGGUGCGGAUCAAGCGCGCAGCCUCCUCGUCUUCCCCGAAAUCGGAGUCCGACUCGCCGAUCCGGACCCCGCUGCUCGCCGCCAAGCUCGGCGGUGCCGGAGGAAGGUUCUCGGCGUGGCGGCUGGCGGAGAGCGUGCUUUUCGGAGUCAACUCGGCGAUCGGGUACAUGAUUAUGCUGGCGAUCAUGUCGUUUAACGGCGGAGUGUUCGUGGCCAUCGUUGUGGGGCUGGCGAUUGGUUACUUGGCGUUUCGGAGUGGGGACGAUGACGUGGUGGGUGCGGUGGUGGAGACUGAUAAUCCGUGUGCGUGUGCUUAGAAAAUUUUUGGGUGGAUUUGGAUUUUUUUAGAUACGAUUCGAAGGGAUUAGCCAUGUGUCUCUAUCGACAUGUAAUUGUCUGAUCUUGUAUGAUUGUGGUUGUUUGUAAUUUAUGCGUUGCUUUGUAUUUAAUGGUAAGUCGGCAGAUCUGCUUUCAUUUUGUUCA